Alosa alosa (allis shad) is the source of this 2777-nucleotide messenger RNA. RefSeq names its product E3 ubiquitin/ISG15 ligase TRIM25-like. The record is from RefSeq and is a predicted model, not a curated record. Lineage: Eukaryota; Metazoa; Chordata; Actinopteri; Clupeiformes; Clupeidae. The coding region runs from base 365 to 2305 and encodes 646 amino acids. The transcript has 8 exons. Gene Ontology annotation, molecular function: protein binding.
UGACAGCCUACUGCCUUCAGGGAGCGUUCACUCGCUGCAGCUCAAGGUCUGAGACUAAUUUGCCCAGGCUACGUUUGGCUUACAGCUUCGCUAUAUAAGUUAAUCAAACAUAAAAUAUUAAUUGGGUUAUGUUCCAUAUGUGUAGAAACAUCAAUUUAUUUAGCAAAUAUGUCGUAUUCAACAUUUAUCUUAAACUUGAUUUUAUGUUGGCCGUCCGUGACUCUAAUUUUGCUAUCUUAUCUAUCUCUAACUCGUUCGUUUAAUAAUGCAAUUAUUUUCAGUCGUGUUAAAUCAUAGUGCCAGGUUUAUGUCCUAUUUGUCUCCAAAUAAGCCUUCACCAUUUGGUUCCGUAGCCACAUAGCCUAUGCUCCUUCUCAUAAGUUUCGUUUCUCUCCAUGCGCAGGCAGUGGUCAGGCGCACACAACCGGACAACGCACACACAAUGGCUGAUGAUAUGCUAUCACUACUCAGUCUAGAGGCUGAGCUCACAUGCAGCAUCUGCUUGAAUACUUUUGAGAACCCCGUUACACUACCCUGUGGUCAUAACUUCUGCCAAGGCUGCUUGGAUGAGAGCUGGAAAGAGAGUUUUAUCCUGUUCUGCCCCCAGUGCAGACACCUUUACCCAAGUAAACCCGAGCUGAAGAAAAACACGGUACUCAGCGCCGUUGUUGAGACUUUCAAAAAGAAGGCAUCACCAUUGGGAUCAGACUAUGCAUUAGCCAAGACGGAGGAAAUAGAGGUUAUCAAAUGUGAUACAUGUAUGACGGCUAAAGCAUUUAAAACUUGCCUUACGUGCAUGGCCUCUUUCUGUGAAGAACACAUCAGACCGCACAUGGAAAACCCUAUUUUCCGCCCGCACCAACUGACCAAUCCGCUAGGAGACCUCAGGGGGAAGAUUUGCCAGGAUCACAACAAGAUCAUGGAGUUUUUCUGCCAGAAACAUGACUGCUGUAUUUGCGCCAUUUGUCUGCAGCAGUUUCAUCGAGACUGCGAGUACACCACACCACAAGAGAGACGGGCAAAGAAAGAGUCUAAAAUGACGGAUAUGUUACGUGUGCUGGAUAGAAAGAUUGAUAAGAACAGCCUUGUGAUGGCUCAAAUUACGGAGCAGCAGUUGCAAUUACAGGAUGAUGCUUCUGCCCGAAAGAAGAUGAUGAGCACAGAGUAUCAGUUCAUAAGGCAUCUGAUUGACAAGGAGGAGCAGGAUGCCUUGAAAGCUGUGGACAAGGACUUGGAGAGUGGUCAGACCAGGAUUCAGUCUCUCAUCAAGAAGUUUGGUCAGAAUGUGGAGAAGAUGUCUGCAGUCAAAAUGGAGCUCAACAGCCUUCUGUCAAGAGCAGAUUCAUUGUCUUUCUUGCAGGCUUCAACACAACUGGCCUCCAGUGCUAUAUUUGACCCCUACUGCCCCCAUGUGAACAUGGAGUCCAAGGCUUUGAUGGCUUACCACUCCUCCGCUGUCGCUAUGAAGGAGCUACUGAGCAAAAUCCUGACUCUAUCAGCAGAAAACCGAUUUUCACUUCUUAAACCAGAGUGCAUUGGGAUAUUUUAUAACCUUGUCGACAGGACAAGCGCCCGUAGGAAGGGGAAUGAAGACGCGACAACUGGAGAGGGGGGAACACCGAACCAACAACACCCAAUUUUUAACCUCUCCAAUGCAGAACUCUCCUCUGAACAGUGUAGUCUAAACAAAGCAGGAGCUCACAAUGUCAGUAUUCCUCGUGACAUCUCCACUGCCGUGAAAAGGAGUGACCUACUAAAAUUCAGCACAGUCCUCAAGCUGGACCCCUGGACGGCCCACAAGCGCAUCGUCCUCACCGACGACUUCACCAAGGCAUCGAUGGCCGAGGAGCCGCGCCACUACCCCGACGGGCCCAAGCGCUUCGUCGUCUGCUCACAGGUGCUGUGCUCGCAGGGUUUCCUGCAGGGCCACCACUACUGGGAGGUGAAGAUCAGCAGGACCAAGUCCUGCGGCCUGGGCCUGGGGCUCGGCCUGGCCUAUGGCUCCAUCGACCGCAGGGGCCCCGGCAGCCGCCUGGGUCUCAACAGCGCCUCCUGGUGUAUAGAGUGGUUCAAUGACAAGCUGUCGGCGUGGCAUGAUGCCGUGGAAACGGUGCUGGGCGUCCCUGGCCCCUCCCAUGUGGGUGUGCUGCUCGACUGCGAUGGUGGCUCCGCCACGUUCUACGCGGUGGCCGACCGUGCCUUCCCCUUGUACACCUUCGUGUUCCCAUUCAAGGAGACGGUCUACCCGGCCUUUUGGAUCUUCUCUGCCGGCUGUUCCAUCUCGCUGUGUAAGCUGACCUCCUAAGAUUGAUCUCCAAUUUAAAUUAUGGACAAAGUGCAAAUUCCUAUGUCAAGCUCAAACUAAUUUAAUAACUAGAUGUACCGCAUAGCGGUACCAAAUAUGACAACUGCUCAGUCCUGUACAUCCUCUCUGCGAAAAUAAAUCACGCUUGUCAAUUUAUCUUUAUUUUAAGAUGACUUUAGUUAGUCAUCUUCUUGUGUGAGAUUAAAAUAGAAGCAUAUUAAACUAUCGUUAGGCUGCAGAUGUUCGAAAUGUGUAAGUUCGAAAAGGCUCAUGGGAUGAGUAGUUCCUUCUCUCGGAAAUUAAAAUGUGUACACAGUCUUGUACCUUUUCCUUUUUUCUUUUUUCUGUCAGUUUUUUUGCUCGACGUGAAAUGUAUGAUUCACGAGUCACGUCAUAGCUGGUCAACCUACAGUACAGGCCAAAAGUUUGGAGACACCUUCUCAUUCAAUGCGUUUCCUUUAUUUUUUGAUGA